Messenger RNA from Elephantulus edwardii (Cape elephant shrew), 610 nucleotides. It is a transcript of the gene CIB4, whose product is annotated as calcium and integrin binding family member 4. The transcript has 7 exons. The record is from RefSeq and is a predicted model, not a curated record. Bases 53 to 610 code for a protein of 185 amino acids. Gene Ontology annotation, molecular function: calcium ion binding. NCBI's taxonomy places the organism in Eukaryota, Metazoa, Chordata, Mammalia, Macroscelidea, Macroscelididae.
GAGCUCUUGGGGCUGAGAUUCUGUGGCUGGGAAAGAGUAGCGUGAGGUUACCAUGGGACAAUGUUUGAGGUACCAGAUGAGCUGGGAGGACCUGGAAGAGUACCAGGCACUGACCUUCCUGACCAGAAAGGAAAUUCUCUGCAUUCACGAAACCUUUCUGAAGCUCUGCCCCCUGGUGAAGUACUACAAGGAGGCCACGCUGACCAUUGACCAGGUCAGCUCCCUGCCAGCCCUGAGGGCCAACCCUUUCCGAGACCGGAUCUGCCGAGUAUUCUCCCACGACAAUGUGUUCUCCUUUGAGGACAUGCUGGGCAUGGCCUCUGUGUUUAGUGAGCAUGCCUGUCCCAGCCUGAAGAUCGAGUACGCCUUCCGUAUCUAUGAUUUUAAUGAGAAUGGCUUCAUCGAUGAGGAGGACCUGCAGAACAUUAUCCUCCGACUGCUGAACAGUGACGAUGUGUCCGAGGAACUGCUGGUGGACCUCACAAACCACGUCCUGAGAGAAUCUGACCUGGACAAUGACAACAUGCUGUCUUUCUCAGAGUUUGAACACGCAAUGGCCAAGUCUCCAGACUUCAUGAGCUCCUUUCGGAUUCAUUCCUGGGAAUUAUGA